GGAGAAGGAUCUGCGGCGGGGCGGCUCGGGCGAACGGACUAACUACUAGGGCACAGAGAGGGUGAAGGGUUUUUCUGCGUACGGAUUGGUUGAUUGGUUUUAUUGUACGGCGCUUCUUUGCACUCCGAAUUAUCCGUCGUGGCUUCGGUGGAGCUGCUGCGCGCGACUCCUUGGCUACUUUUCCCUGGUUAUACUAAGUUAGGGAGCUGCUCUCUAUGGAGUAAGCCCGUCAAACUCGGCGAGAUAUACUCCCCGAAAGGUGAAUUCUAGGAUUAAAACAGUAGCAGUACAAAAGGAGAAAUGGAGGAAAAAAGGGCUGCAGUUUGUUGAGACUCGAUCGGCUUAAAAGAAGAAAUCCCGGAUUCGAGGGUUUUUACUGUUUUGUUGCAGCGGAGCCAAAGACAGAGAAUUUUUAUGGUGCAGAUGGAGCAAGAUUGAUGAUCAGACAGUCAAGGCGGACAACAUAAGACCCCUAUCAUUUACACAAGUUUAUAAGAAAACAGUUAAGUUCUACUGAAUGCAGGACUGUCCACAAAUUUGCAGAGACAAAAGAACAGCAAAGAAUACCUUAUUUUUUUUUCCAGUUGAAUGGAGAACACUAGAAUGAGUAAGAACAUUAUUGGAUGCUUCCAGAAUCUAUCCUGUGAAUUCUGUCAACGGGCUGAUGACUGUCCUGAAAAAUAUGGGGAAAAAAGGACCUUUGAGGACUGUAAUCUCACUGUUCAUUAUUACUGUGUAUUAAUGUCAAGUGGGAUUUGGCAGAGAGGUGAAGAUGAAGAAGGCUUUUAUGGUUUUUUACCUGAAGAUAUCCAAAAAGAAAUUAAUCGAGCUGCAAGACUGAAAUGUGCUAUCUGUAAGAAAAAAGGUGCUUCAAUUGGUUGUAUAGCAUCCAGAUGCAAACGAAGCUACCAUUUUCCUUGUGGAAUAGAGAAAGGAUGCAUUUUCCAAUUCAGAGAAACCUUUCCGUCAUAUUGUUGGAAGCACCGACCCACUCAAAAACGUCCUUCUAAUUGUAAAGGAUCAUCACAAUGUACAAUAUGUUUGGAGUUGGUUGAACAAUCACCUACAUACAACAUUUUGACAAGUCCAUGCUGUAAAAAUGCUUGGUUUCAUAGGGAAUGCUUGCAGUGUCAAGCUCUCAGUGCAGGGGUAUAUUUCUAUCGAUGUCCUGUAUGUAAUAAUAAAGAAAAAUUUCAGAACGAAAUGUUAAGAAUGGGUAUCCACGUUCCAGAAAAAGAUGCCUCCUGGGAACUAGAACAGAACGCCUAUCAAGAACUUCUUCAACGUUACCAACAUUGUGAUAUUAAAAGAUGUCUUUGCAAAAAUGGAAGAGACUACAAUGAGCCUGAUAGCAAAUGGGAAAUAAAACGCUGUCAAUAUUGUGGUUCGAGUGGAACUCAUUUGGCAUGUUCCUCACUAACAAGCGUGGAGCUAAACUGGGAAUGCAUUGAAUGUAGGACCAUCCUUGCCAAAUCAAAUGGAAGUACUCAGAAAUGGCGAAAGCGUUCUUUGAGUAUGCCAGAAAAAGCAGAUGGAGACAAUCUGAUGGAAGAUCCAUCACCCAAAUGCCCUAGACAGUCUCCAGGAUCCCAUCUUGGAAUCCAUAUCAGGUCCCCAAAGAUGGUGUGCUCCAAUGGUUUAACUCCGUGUUCCCAACUUGAUCUCCCCUCUUCUAAUAACAGAUUUUUAUCCCCAUCUGCCUUCAUCAGUCCUUCAGUAAGGAAUUUGUCUUUAAAAAAAAUGCAACUUGGAAUGCAGAAAAGAGAAGUCUCCAAAAUUUUGAGGGAAUUAAGAUUACAGAUUAAUUCCAAACCAACAAGACUGAAUAUCAUCAGACAAAAUAUCUGGGGUAGUGCUCUAAAAGGAUUUCAGAAGCGGAACUUCAAUCCUGCUAACACUAUUGAAGUAAAGUAUAUAAACUGCAGGAAUAAAACAGAAGUGGAUCUCUGUUGCUCAUCAAAGGAAGAUUUUUUUCAAUUGCUGAUGCUUCAUCUUCAGAAUUCAUCAUUAUUUGAAGGGGACCACUCAAAGAAUUUGUCUUUUGAUUCUCAAGCUCUUAAAGAUAAUUUAUACUAUGAAGCAGGAAAAAUGAUUGCAGUUUCUCUGGUUCAUGGAGGCUCAUCUCCUAGCUUCUUUUCUAAAACCUUGUUUCACUGCCUCGUCUAUGGCACAGAGAAUGUGAAGCCAACAAUAGAAGACGUUGCUGAUAUAGGCGUUUUACAAGCAAUAGAGAAGAUAAAAUCUGCCAGAACACUGAGCAACUUAGAAUCAGCAAUAAGUGAUUGCUCUGACUAUCUUGCUUCUAUUGGAUGUUUAAAACCUGUAACAGCACUACGUGAUAAGAACAUAUUGGUGAAUGAGAUUCUGAAUCACCAUGUCAUCAAAAGAACUCUUUUACCAUUUGAAAGCUUUAGACAAGGUUUGAAAACACUUGGUGUUUUGGAAAAAAUACAAAUGAAUCCCGAUGCAUUCUGUAGCAUAUUAUGUCACAAACCCGAGAAACUUUCAGCAAAACUUCUUGGUGAUCUCUUUACAAUUCAAUGUACAUCAGGAGCAGACAAGGCCAGAUGCCUUGAUUUCUGGAUGGGUUACUUACAGGAGACAGAAGGUGGUGAGUCAUCUGUAACUCUAGAGGAUAUUUUAGUAUUUGCAACUGGCAUCCGCAGUAUUCCACCCAUUGGCUUUGAACCUGAUCCUUCAGUUAUGUUUCUGCAUAUAAAAUAUCCCAUCGGAAAGAGAGACCUUAACUGUUUACAGCUUCCAAUAACAAAAUCUUAUGAGAAUUUUAAAAAAGUUCUGGAUAUUGCCAUCCAACGUGCCCUAUUACAGUCAAGAGUUUGUUAGUUGCUACAAUGGAUACUGAAAACUGAAUGAUGAAGCACACAAGAAGCUUGCUACUUGCCUACUGGAAAACAGACAUUCAUCCUCACAGGUUUAAAACUUGAUCAUGGAAAUGCAUAAUUUCAGUCUUUACAUUUUGAACAGUGCUUCAAAAUGAUGAGCAAACAAAGCUUUUAAAUCAAUUUUGCAUUACAUUUGUUCUGGGUUUUGUUUGUUUUUUGGCCAAACCAGCAAGUAACUGGUGGUUUGAGAUUGUGGUGUACCUCUUUUUUAUAUCAUAAAUGUUACACAUCAAAACCUCUGCAUUCAGGAACCCUUUCCAAAUUGUAAUAUAUCAACUUUUAUAUAUUGUCUUUUUGUGUAAAGAUUUGAAGCAUGGGUUUAUUUAUGUGGAUUCCUGAUUCAGGAAAUGUUAAUUUCACACACAGACUCCUUUAAAGCAUUCUAGCUCUUAAUUGUAAAUAUGAAAAAACCCCUAAAGAUUACCUCAUGUUAUCUUCUCUUAAAUAUUCAUAAUGCCUUGAACAUUUGUGGGAUUAUGCCCAAAUAAUUGUGUUUCCGUUCUGUAAUCAUUCUAUUUUUUUAAAAAAAAGGUUUGAAUAUAAAAGGAUUUUUAAAAACUGCAUUGUAGGAAUUUUGUAGUCAGAAAAGCUAUAAUUGGUGUCAGAUGUGUUUGUUAACUCAGUUUCGUUAUUUCAGAUAGAGAUGGAAAUAUGUUUGGACAUAGAGUGCUUUAUCCUUGAAAUAACAGUUCUACCCUUGCCCGAGGAGUUCUAGCAUUAUUCUGACUAUAUUGGAAGAGGUCUAAACUUCAAUCUGUUUUAACUAAAGCAGCUAUUUCAAACCUGGAAUAGGUUGUUUCAUUCUGAAACUAUCUUCUAUAAGACUAUGCAUACUAUAGAAAAUGUAUGUAGAUGUUUUAAGAACUAUCCUCACAUUUAUGCAAAUUGAAGCAAAUAUCAUUUGAUUUAAAUUAGACUUUUAGAAGAAGGGUGAGAUGAAUUAGCUUUAUAUAUGUCCUAGAAAUACCAAAGUUAGAAAUGGCAUUCCCUACUCGGUACUUAACUAGAAAAAUUAUGCAUUUGAUUUCAUUUUUCUAAAAUCUGUUCUAUUGGAUGCAUUAUAGAUACACCAUGUAGAGUAUUAAAUCUUAUGAAAUAGGUGAUGAAAUAAUUUAUGCACACAUAACAUUUUCAUAUACAUGUAUGGAUACACCAACCGCUUUAAUUCAAAUUGAUAUGACAUUACUUUUACUAAAAGGAGAAAAAAGCAAAUUUAUGUUUUCCCCUGGACCACAUUUUCCUCUUGGUUUUGUUGGGUUGUGCUGAGCUGAAAGAUUAAUCACAGUAGUUUAUCAUUUAAAAGUAAUUUCUGUCAUCACUUAUUAAAUUGCACAAUAAAAACUACUGGAGCUUAUCCAUGCUACUCUAAAUUGUUUGAAUUUCAAUUAUUGAACGUUAAUUGUGUGGGUGAAAAGUAUACAGUGUACACUAUACUGAAAUGUUAGGCAAAAUAUAUAUCAGAAUAUAGUAAUAAGGCUACUUCGUUAGUAGAGUUUCUUCCUUGGCAAGCAUAUUAGUGAUUUGAAAUAAAGCUUACGGUAGGUAUAUGAUAUGUAUUUCAACAACUUAAAUUCAUCGGUAGAGAUGAAUUAUGGAGCAUUAUGGAGUUAAUAUUUCAGCAGAAUGGAUGGAAUGUUUCUACUCCCACAGUUUCUAACUGCAAAUUUCAAUUUCUCAUAUUAAAGAAUUAAAAAAUGUGUCUGAAAGGGAACAUUUAUUUCCUGGCUUUUAGAAUUCUACUUGUACUUAGAUCUGAAGAUUCUCUUAUUUCAGUCUUAUACAUACAAAUUUCAGUCCUCUUCUGUAAACAAGCAGUUUGGUGGGCCUUAUUUUUGGUGUGAUUGCGAUAAUAUUUCAUUCAAAUUCUUUCCUCAGUGUGAAUUAAUUAAAUUCUGGCUACCGAGCCAGACAAAGCUUGUGGAUCAAUGACAGAAAGUAUAUUACAAGUUUACUGAUUUACAAGUAGUCCUCAGCUUAGGACAAUAAUUGGUGCUGGAAUUUCCACUGCUAAGAUGUAAAGCACAACUGCAUUGCUUAGUAAAGACAAUUCCUGAAGUCCUGGUUCUUAUUAAAUGAAUCCCACAAUUGUUAGAUGAGGUAACUCCCUGGCAGCUUCCUACAACCAAAGGGAAAGCGCAAGUCCCAAACUGGCAGGAAGGUAAGUAGCUGCUGCCAGGUGGGAAAGGGUCCACGAGAGGUGCUGUGCAGGGUUGGGUGUGGGAUGAUGCAAUGACUUACUCCAACAACUUGCAACCUUCCCUGCAGCUUUCCCAUUGACUUUUGAUCACAGGAUUGCAAGUGCUCAGAUUACAAUCAUGUUACUGCAGGAUUGCUGAGAUAGCCAAAGUUCCAAGGAUCAGUCAUUUGUGCAAGAUCAGUGUAACUGAACAGUUGCUGAACAAAUGGCUACUAGUUGAGGAUUGCUUGUAUGUGGUAUUUUGUAAUUUUUUUUUAAUGGUUAUACAUACUUUGGAAUACACAAAUACUAUGCUUAUGUAAAUACCUUGGAGGUAAUUUUUUAAUAUACUUUUUCCCCUUCCAUUCAAUUAUGUUGGAUUCUCAGAGACUAUCUGGACAAAUCCCUGCAGGGUCAUCGUCCGCCCCAGAGGAUUUUCACUAUUUUCCAUUGCCUAUUUCCUAGGGCUGAGAAAAGGUGACUAACCCAUUGUUACCCAGCCCAAGGCAGAACUAGAACACAUAGUCUUAUAUGUGUUGCCUAGGUGGUGUUUCAUGUUAAUAUAGGGUUAUUUACAUUUUCAUUUGAAAAGUUGAGAUUUUUUUAUCUUGGCAUUUUUGCAGAAAUUUGACAGAUAUAGUUUACUACUUUGGGGUUUAUUGAUUUCCACUGAGGUUUUGAUUGUAUGCUAGAAUUAAUUAGAAUAUUUUAAUUUAGUUUUGCAGUGGAAUUAAUGUAAAUUUACAAAAUUCAAUUUGAUGUUUAAGCAGUAUGUGUGACAAUUGAAAAGGGAAACUUUCUGGGGGGGUGAUUAAAUAAUUCUUGCAUACUACUUAGAAAAAUUGCUUAUAAACAUUUCAGAAACAUUUUCAGAAGUAAAGGUUGGCAAUUCUCACAUUUCAUAUCUUUAUAAAUGUUUUACAGGAUAUACAGAUAGCUGUAGACAAUUUUCAGUGAACUUUAUACUUUCAUUAUUUUGUCACAUACAAAUAGCCUUUUGGUGUGAGUGAAUAACAUAUGGUUAUAUAUGUAGUUUUUUUAAGACCUUUCAACGUGACUAAUGAGAAAUUACAGCUUUUUGAAUCACAAAUCGCCAUGCCUUUACUAGAACAUGUUUUAAUGUGCUUUUCAAUAUUCAUGUGAUUUAAAGGAAGAUAUAUUUGCAAAAUAUCUUACAAAUGUAUAGAAUUUGUAGUUUUGCUCCUGGUCAUGCUUUUUCUACAUAAGGAUCAUAUUUUGCCUAAUUUCUGAUUGGUUCUAGUGGAAACAAGGUAGUAAUAUAAAUCAGAACUAUCAAUAAUGCUAGCAUAUGUAUGGGUAUGGUGAUGAAAAAACAAUUUUUGUUUUAUUAUUGCUUCAGUCACAUUAUUUUACAGUGAAAUUUCUGCAAUAUCAUCCUAUUUCUUUGUAACAGUCAUAAUAUAUAAAUAUUGAGAUUCCCUUUGUUGCCCAGAGUCAAUGGUGCUUAUGUGUCAUGAUUGAUAGGAUGUUUUUCUUAUUAUCCAUUUUUUGCCCUUACCAUGUGAUUAUAGCAGUUUAUGGGAAUGGACUGUAAGGAAAUAAGAGAUGCCUUAAUCAUCUCUCAAUGUAAUUUAUCUGUACAGAGUAUCACACAUUCUUCCAAUUAUUAUAGUACUUGAAUUUGAACUUUGCUAGACUGUAUAAUACACUAUCUACUGAUUACAACAGAGAAGUAAGAAACACUGUACAUUAAUCGGAUUUAUAUAUGUGUGUCAGUCCAGGGCAACAGUAUUCCUUUUGAGCUCAGGUACUUGAAAUAAGAUUCAAGAAUUCACUAUUUCUUCUAACACAAGUAUCUUUUGAGAAAAAUACAUGUGAAAAAGGAAAUACGUACUAUUGAAAGAUGAAACUUAGCAUUAAGAAAAAGUGGAAUAUAAAUCUUGUAUAUAAGGUUACACAUUUGUAAAUUAUGGUUUAUGUAAAACUAUUAUUUCAAGAAGCCUUUUGUAACUUUCAAUGUCUUUUGUACUUUGCUUUUAAGUUACUUGUAGAAAUAUAUGGAACUAUCUUGUGUGUGUAUACAUGUAAAGUGCAAUAAAUCAAGGAUUUCUAGUUAAAAGUGUUACAUGUUUAUUUCUU
This is a messenger RNA of Thamnophis elegans (Western terrestrial garter snake), 7179 nucleotides long. It is a transcript of the gene G2E3, whose product is annotated as G2/M-phase specific E3 ubiquitin protein ligase. Gene Ontology annotation, cellular component: nucleus. The transcript is spliced from 18 exons. The record is from RefSeq and is a predicted model, not a curated record. The coding region runs from base 589 to 2844 and encodes 751 amino acids. Lineage: Eukaryota; Metazoa; Chordata; Lepidosauria; Squamata; Natricidae. Gene Ontology annotation, molecular function: ubiquitin-protein transferase activity.